AAACAGAGGCGCACAGACACAGUAGUAAUUGGAGGAAUGGCAGCGAAUGGCAACAUCGGCGCCGCCUUGACUCAGUGGGGUUUAAAUAACUUCCGAAUUUCGGCCGUUAUCGAUCGUUUGAACCUUCAAUUCUCCAACAACAUUGCAAACCACACAGGCUUCAAAAAUCUCUUCCUCUCUCUCUCCAGAGGGAUUGAUUUUUGCAUAGCAAACAAUUAUGUUCCAAACACAUCAUCCGCCUUACCUUCUCUUAUAAAGCAGGUGGUUCAAAUUCAAACUGAUGCCCAAACACAAUCAGCUAUUAUGGUCCUGAUGGUUUCUUUUAAGAGAGCUUGUCAGCAUGGGUGGUUUCCCGAUCAAGACUCUGCAGAGCUCAUCAAUCUUGCAGAAGAGGUUGCAAGCAAUUUUUCUAGUGCAUCAGAUCUCAGAAAUGAACCAAACCCUUCUCACUCAGUUAUCUCAACAGCUAUGUCAAGGAUGCAUCUCAGCAAUGAACCAAACCCUUCUCAAUCAGUUAUGUCAAGUGAUACGACUACCAUCAAGACAGAACUUAACGAAGAAGGCCCAAAGACUGCAGCCACAAUGCAUGGGUUGAACUAAACCACUACCCCAGCGUCAAACGAGGCCUCCGGACUGCUAUCAAAAUUAUGUUCGUCAUCAGAGUAGUUAUCUUAUUAUUACUAGGUAGAGAGUAGAGCGUAAUAUAAGCUCUUUUCCGGGUUUUCUUUGUUGGUUAUUUCCCGGAUCUUAAAAAAGAGUCGAACCAACUAACCAAGGGCUGUAACAAGAUCUAUUUUACUUUUACGUAUUCAUCGCAGGAAAAUCCUAAACCUACAUCCUCCGUCAAAAGGAACUAGUAUUUCCCAAGAU
Molecule: messenger RNA, 870 nt
Organism: Salvia hispanica
Lineage: Eukaryota; Viridiplantae; Streptophyta; Magnoliopsida; Lamiales; Lamiaceae
Product: E4 SUMO-protein ligase PIAL2-like
Source: RefSeq, a predicted model, not a curated record